ACAUAUUCAGUACAAUGAUGGUGGGCUUUCACUGGAUCAUUGCUGUAUGUCUCUUCAGUCAUGCUGUGAAGGCAUUGCAUGAUGAAGUCCUGCUGGUGGAUGGAGAGACUUCUGUUGUUACAAAUGGAGACAGCAAGAAGCUGACUUCCGCUGCUUACACAGACUCCAAGCAAGAUUUCACAUGUGGAUCAGGGGCAAAAUGUAUAUUAUUGAAAAAUUGUAAGCUUGUAAGGCAACUUAUGAACAAAAAUUGCUUAGCUAAUAACAGAUUGAGAGAGAUAACUUGUGGCUACUCAGGGGAUGAACCUCUGGUCUGCUGUCCAACAUCUGCCAUCAACAGUCCUGAACCCAUAAACAAAGGGACUUGUGGGCAGCCAUUGCUGUACAACUGGUGGAAGAAUGACUACAAAGGCGUUGGAGCGAUGCCAUUUAUAGCUCGAAUUGGAUUUAGAAGUAAAACUCAAGGAACAGUUUCUUACCCUUGCUGUGGUUCUAUAAUCUCUCCAAGAGUUGUCUUGACUUCAGCUCACUGUGCCCUGGCCCAGACUGCCAAACAAUAUGUAUGGACUGUGAGAGUGGGAGAGUAUGAUACCUCAAGUGAUCCUGACUGUGGCAGAACCUUCUGUGCCCAUCCUGUACAGGACAUACUUAUCAGUCAUGUCAUCGUUCAUCCAGGCUAUGAACCCAAAACUUUCCGCCACAACAUAGCAUUGUUGGUACUCAGGCACAAUAUUAAUUUUUCAGUAAAUGCUCAGCCUGUGUGUCUAAGAAGCCACUCUGCAACAGUUGUGGGACUAAGAGCCAAAUUGGUUGGAUGGGGAAAAACACCAGGACAGACAGAAACUGUAGACUACCAACAAACAAUAGAAAUGCCAAUUUUGCCCCGCAAAAAGUGUACUGAUGUAUAUGAAGAUGUGAUUCCUGUUACCCAAGAUCAUUUAUGUGUUGGAGGAGAGAAGAAUAAAGAUGCGUGUUCUGGUUUUGGAGGAGCUCCGCUCUUAUAUUUAGACUCGACUGACCAGCCUCGCUACUACCAGAUUGGAAUCGUCUCAUUUGGGUCUGAUAAGUGUGGUGUCUCAGGAAUUCCCAGUGUCUACUCUAAUAUUGACAGAUAUAUAGAAUGGAUACGUCUUAAUUCUCCAGAUGAGUAACUCUGAUAUUUUUUCUGAAUACAGUAUAAAAAAUAUAAACGAUUAAAACACUAACUAUUUAAUAAAUGUUAUUUUCCAA
Homalodisca vitripennis (glassy-winged sharpshooter) is the source of this 1230-nucleotide messenger RNA. Its product is annotated as CLIP domain-containing serine protease 14D-like. NCBI's taxonomy places the organism in Eukaryota, Metazoa, Arthropoda, Insecta, Hemiptera, Cicadellidae. Gene Ontology annotation, biological process: proteolysis. Gene Ontology annotation, molecular function: serine-type endopeptidase activity. The record is from RefSeq and is a predicted model, not a curated record. The coding region runs from base 15 to 1151 and encodes 378 amino acids. The transcript has 8 exons.